AUGCAUAAGAUGAGUGUAGUAGAGACUGGUGGCUUACCGUAUCUGUUGCGUCUUGUUCUUGGUACACCUUAUAUGCUGACCACCAACGUGGAUGUCGAAGAUGGCAUCGUGAACGGAGCGAUCGGAGAGCUCAUGCAUGUUGAGUACAACGAAGGAAACUCGCAGCAACAGGCAAUCACGAGGCUUUGGAUGGCAUUCGAAAAUGAGUCCAUUGGGAAGAUGUUGAGAGUGAAGGCCAGACCGCUGGUGUAUUCGAGACCUGGGGUGCUACAAACAGGCUGGACUCCAAUCGUCAAACGAUCGGCGAACGUAACCCUUAACGGUGGUGUUAAGUGCAAAAGAGUUCAGUUUCCCGUUGUAAGUGCGUGUGCCCUCACAGUCCAUAAGUCCCAGGGAGGCACAUUCUCGGAAGUCGUAUAUAAUUACGAUAAGGGUCAGGAACAGCAGCUAGUUUACGUUGGUCUUUCCAGGGUUACAUCAAUCGACGGAUUGUAUCUGACGAAUGCCAGUAACUCAUUCCGGUUCCACCACGGAAAGGGUUCUAUGACCCCUAGAAUGAACGACCUUCGGACGGAACUUGAACGUUUGAGUAAUUAUCGUAUGCGCACCAUUACAGACGAUAUCAUGGAAGCUAUAACCGCAAACAAGUUGGCUUGUACGUUGAUGAGCAUCAAUGUACAAAGUUUGAAUGCACACUCGUCGGACAUUGCAACAGAUCGGGUGCUUACCGCCGUUGAUUUGCUUGCAAUGAGCGAAACUUGGCUUGACAACGGCACAACCACAAACAUCAAUGGAUACCUUUGUGUUUGUCAAGAGAAGCGUGACGGAACAAGAGCGGGAGGAGUGGCAAUAUUUGAACGUGCUGGUUCGUCGACUAUGGCCGUUUCUCACGCCAUUACGAAGCUCAAUGAAAGCUAUGACCCAGCAUUGAGUGUAGCAGACGAAUAUGGGGACUGCUGUGCUGCAGAGGUUUCAAUCAUGGAAACCCGCACGUUACUGUUUGCGGUAUAUAUUUCACCAGGUACCACCCUGAAGCAAAAGAAAUAUUUCUUAGUGCGCAACCUCAUAAAGUACACCCAUGUUGCCAUGCCCGUGGUAGUGUCGGGAGACUUUAAUAUUGAUGUGACGAAAGAGGAGAACAGAGAUUUCAUCUGGUUCAUGAAGCAGUUUCUCUAUCUGGAUUGUGCUUCGGAUCCAACUAUAGCGACUACUCUGGGUGGCACAUGUCUCGAUCUAACGUUCACCCGGAACGUAAGUGUGGAAUGCAGGAGAUACUGCACGUACUUCUCCUACCACCGGCCUAUUUUGUCGAUUCUUGCGGUGUCCUGA
Messenger RNA from Armigeres subalbatus, 1329 nucleotides. RefSeq lists its product as uncharacterized. Gene Ontology annotation, molecular function: catalytic activity. The record is from RefSeq and is a predicted model, not a curated record. The transcript is spliced from 2 exons. Lineage: Eukaryota; Metazoa; Arthropoda; Insecta; Diptera; Culicidae. Bases 1 to 1329 code for a protein of 442 amino acids.